CAGGUGUCCCAACAUCACCGGUCGCCUGCGGAGAUGUGUCUGCCUGUGGACGUCACCAUAUACUGAAACAUGAAAACCGAGAGGGUGGACCUGAGAUUCGGAUGGCUUCGGGGGCAGCACAGGUUUUGGGUACAAGGAGCACACGGAGUCUGACACCUGAGCAGUCCCACGGAGUCGGCCAGCAUGUCAUCCAACUCCACGGCCGAUAAUCUGUGUGCACCGGACGACACCCUCUGCAUAAUAAAGGAGCACGAGCAGGCCGUGAUAAUCGUCCCCGUGCUGCUCCUCUUCGCCACCCUCGUCACCUUGCUGACCCUGUCCCUGCUGCGGUACUGUCCCGAACGGAAGCAGGCGCGGGUCACAGCGCCUCGAAGCUACAGCAGCUCAUCGCACAGAUACACACAGAGACGCAGCCGCAGACAUGACUUACAGGGCAUCGACGCGCCCCCUGGGCUAAACCCACUGGAACACGAGGAGCUGCCAAUGUCCGUUCAACAAGUGCAGCAGAAUGUCAGGCCCGCUCCGGCCGCACUGCCACAGACGUCCACAGAGAGGCACCACGGCGCCUUCAGCCAGGUCACUGCCCUGCCGCUGUCCUUCUCCGUCAGGCCUCAGCACACAGUCAACCUCUACAGAGCCCGCAUGGACAACAGGGAUGUCAUCCUGAGGGUGCUGAAAGAAACGGCGAACAGCAGCGAGAAGCAGCACUUUUUGGGCUUUGCCUCCUUCGUCUCUGGACUGGGGCCGCACCCCUUUCUACCUGUGCUGCUGGGUGUCGUUUCGGUGCAGCCCCCCCUGAUGAUGGUGGUGGAGGAGCUGCAGCACAGAGACCUGCUAGGGUUCCUCUGGAGAUGCAGACGGGAUAACUCGGGUUUCGACGCUUCGUGCGACAUGACAGAGAAGAGGGUCUUCUCCAUGGCAGGACAAGUGGCCUCUGCUCUGGACUAUCUGCACAGCCGAGGCUGCAUCCACAGCAACGUAGGGGCUCGCAGCGUUCUGGUCGGCGGGGACCUGACGGCGAAGCUGUGGGGGUUGGGCCCGGCCUACUGCCGGAGAACGUGGGCCGGUUCACCGGCGGAAGUGGAGGACACGGAGCUGAGGAAGUGGCAGGCACCCGAGGUGCUGGCCGGGAGAGCCGUCAGUCGGAGCAGUGACGUAUGGUCCUUUGGUAUCCUGCUCUAUGAAAUGGUGACAUUGGGCGACCCACCGUUCGCUCAGCUCAUGGCGACCGAACUUCUGCAGUAUCUGCAAAGAGGGAAGCAUCUCGGGCGACCGGCCGCCUGCUCCAACUCACUGUACGCCAUCAUCCGGUCCUGCUGCCACUGGAACCCCGAACACCGGCUCCCCGCGUCGCAGCUGAUCGGGAGACUCCAGGCGGGGGAGAAGUCGGCCAAUGGCAGGACAGCUCUCAGGGCACCUGACCCGCUCGACAUCGAGAGGUACCUGAGGGAGGCGGGAUACGGAGAGGCCUACAACUACGCUGUGCUCUGAUUGGCCGAGGGUGUCAUCAGUCAGGACCGCGCCGGUGGGAGCCGUUUCCUCACGAAACCCGGGUUUUGUUUUGCACCCGCUUGUGCCGUUUGGGACACUGUUCGAAAUCACUCUAUAUAUAUAUAUAUAUAUAUAUGUAGCACACUCACUUUAUAUGAUGAAAGUAAUAUAUGGACUGUAAAUAUGCCUUUUUCUGUAAACUGUGAUUCUGCUCAUGUGAAAGACCGAUCUGAGAAAACCUGUCACGUCCCCCGCACUUUUUACUCCUAACGAGAGUUUAUCUGC
Molecule: messenger RNA, 1776 nt
Organism: Xiphias gladius (swordfish)
Lineage: Eukaryota; Metazoa; Chordata; Actinopteri; Istiophoriformes; Xiphiidae
Product: tyrosine-protein kinase STYK1-like
Exons: 10
Coding region: 184-1491 (435 amino acids)
Biological process (GO): multicellular organism development; positive regulation of kinase activity; cell surface receptor protein tyrosine kinase signaling pathway
Cellular component (GO): signaling receptor complex
Molecular function (GO): transmembrane receptor protein tyrosine kinase activity; ATP binding
Source: RefSeq, a predicted model, not a curated record